Lachancea nothofagi CBS 11611 is the source of this 1830-nucleotide messenger RNA. NCBI's taxonomy places the organism in Eukaryota, Fungi, Ascomycota, Saccharomycetes, Saccharomycetales, Saccharomycetaceae. The record is from the annotation of a GenBank genome assembly.
AUGAGUACCUAUCAGCACAGUUUUCCUGAUGGCAAUAUUGGAACUGUCACUUCCGUUUUGAGUAACACUGACGUGGAGAUCGUGCGGAAAAACCAAGAAAUGGAAAAAGAGAAGCUGCCGCAGAAUGCUUGGCAAAAGUUCAUGAGAGCCCUGGAGGUUCCUCACGAAGACAAACCUCUAUCUGCCCUGCGAAACCCUGAUCUUGAGCCUAUUUUGGUGGAGGAACGGACGUGGGGGUUUUGGUCGUUUUUCGCAUACUGGGGUCUUCCUAACUUCGCUGUGGCGACUUUCUCCACCGGCUCUGCCUUGCUGGCGCUAGAUUUGAACAUUCAGCAAUCCAUCGGUUCCUUGGUGAUAGCAAAUGUGCUCAUAGCAGUCUUCACCAUUUUGAACUCCAACCCGGGUGUUAAAUAUCACAUCGGGUAUACGCUAAGUCAAAGAAUGAUUUUUGGAAUCUACGGCUCUUACGUGGGUAUCAUAAUCCGUGUUGGUAUAUCGGUGGUGUUCUACGGCUACCAAGCAUGGCUUGGCGGUCUUUGUAUCAACAUGGUGUUCGAUUCGUUUUCUCAAAAUUAUUUGCACAUGAAGGACACCUUCCCAGAAUCAGUGCCCAUGGCAAAAAAAGAUCUUAUCGGUUUUCUUUGUUUCCAAUUGAUUCAGAUGCCCUUUGCAUUCGUGAGGCCAAGUCGUGUCAAUAUUCCAUCCAUCGUGACGUGCUUCAUGACGCUGUUCUCAAUCAUCGGAAUGCUGGCAUACCUCGUCCAAACAAACGGCGGCCCCGGCCCAUUGUACUACAAGGAGGUGAUGCUCUCUUCGAGUCAGAGAUCCUGGAUGUGGCUAUACUCUAUGACGAUUUGGUAUAGCGGCAUAUCCCCGGCAGUGGCCAACCAAUCCGAUUAUUCUCGUUUCAGUUCCAAAACUUUGUCCUGUUAUUUGGGUCUUUUCAUCGGUAUUGUUGUGCCCGGGACCUUUGUGUCUCUGGCGGGCAUGCUGUGCGCUUCAGCCUGUAAAGGGUUAUAUGGCUCCGCGUACUGGACACCCAAUGAAAUUGUGGAAGAAUGGCUGAGUAAUGACUACUCGUCAAAAGCACGCGCCGCAGCAUUCUUUAUCGGUAUUAGCUUUACGGGCUCUCAAGUUUUCCUGAACUUGACCCAAAAUGGCUAUGCAUGCGGAAUGGAUCUUGCAGGGAUAUUUCCACGUUACAUUGAUGUAACUCGUGGUACCCUCUUUGCUCAAUUAAUAUCUUGGGUAGUUCAGCCUUGGACCUUUUUCAACACGUCAUCCUCUUUUUUGAAUGCCAUGAGUUCAUUUGGUAUAUUCGUGACACCUAUCAUGACUCUAAACAUUAUCGAAUUUUACUGGAUUCGCAAAUCCAACAUCACCUUGAUAGACUUCUUUACUCUAUCCAAAAAGGGCGCCUAUUGGUAUUCUGCUGGAUUCAACUGGAAGUCUAUGUCAUGCCUCCUAAUUGGUGUAGCUUUAGGGAUACCUGGCCUCGUUUACCAAUCAGAACCUGAUCUUAAAGCGAAUUCGGCGAUGAUGAACUAUUAUUACGGCUACAUGUUUUUUAUCCCGCUCGUGACAGGCGUGCUGUAUUUCGGGCUGACGUAUGCGUUUCCUGUUCAUCAUGAAAAAAUGUGUCAAAAUGAUCCUUUAGACUUUUUCAAUUGUUUCUCUGAUGAGGAGUUGAAGAAACUGGGAAUGCUACCGUUUCAGGCUGACAUGUGCGAGUAUCUGGAAGCGCAAGAACCUCGAUAUAGUAAAGAAAAAACUGUUGUCAAUGACGGGAAGAAGCAUGACAAUAUACAGGAGUGCUCCAAUUCCAAUUAA